AUUGAGUUUGCUUUGUGAAUCUCAGACUAGUUUUCAAGUAUUCACUUUAAUGGAACCCCAGAUGUCAACUAAUGAACUUUCUCGUCAACACCACCUCGUCGAUCAGUCUCCAUCCCAAUUCGGAUAUGGGAAUUAUGGGUGCUCACACUAAGGAGGAGAUGCAAGAUCAUAGCGUCCUGUUGCGGUGACAUCUUCGAUUGCAGACAUUGCCAUAACGAAUCUAAGAAUUCGAUUGAAGUCGAUCCUGUUGACCGCCAUGACAUUCCUCGCCAUGAUGUGAAGAGGGUAAUCUGUUCCUUGUGUAGCACAGAGCAAGAUGUUCACCAGAUGUGCAUUCACUGUGGUGUUUGCAUGGGUAGAUACUUCUGUUCCAAAUGCAAGUUUUUCGAUUAUGAUGUAUCAAAAAAUCAAUACCAUUGUAAUGAAUGUGGUAUCUGCAGAAUUGGAGGUGAAGAGAACUUUUUUCACUGUAACAAAUGCGGAUGUUGUUAUUCAUCGUUAUUGAAGGAUUCACACCGCUGCAUUGAAAAAGCAAUGCAUCACAAUUGCCCAGUUUGCUUUGAGUUUCUUUUUGAUACAACGAAAGACAUUACCGUGUUGCCAUGUGGUCACACCAUACAUUUGGGAUGUGUGAGACAAAUGGAACAGCAUUUGCAGUAUUCAUGCCCUGUUUGCUCAAAAUCUUUUUGUGAUAUGUCGCGUGUGUGGGAGAAUCUGGAUGAGGAGGUUGCAUCAACGCCUAUGCCUGAAAUGUAUCAAAAUAAAAUGGUUUGGAUUCUUUGCAACGACUGUGGGGAAAUUUCUGAAGUAAGUUUUCAUAUUGUGGCGCACAAGUGCCUUAAAUGCAAGUCCUAUAACACGAGAAAGACAGCAUCUGCUUCUUGCUCAUCCAGGAUGGAAGAGAUGAUUAGAUAAUUGACUCUUUAACAUCAAGUUGAAACGCUUCUUGAACAUCAAUUUUAUUAUCUUCACGUGGGAUUAAUUAAAGCCAUGGCGCCUAAUUACUUCGUUAUUAUCUCUUUUCCCUCAAAAAUUCUCCUAAUUUAUUA
Abrus precatorius (Indian licorice) is the source of this 1049-nucleotide messenger RNA. RefSeq names its product E3 ubiquitin-protein ligase RZFP34-like. Gene Ontology annotation, biological process: protein ubiquitination; ubiquitin-dependent protein catabolic process. Gene Ontology annotation, molecular function: ubiquitin protein ligase activity. The coding region runs from base 328 to 915 and encodes 195 amino acids. Lineage: Eukaryota; Viridiplantae; Streptophyta; Magnoliopsida; Fabales; Fabaceae. The record is from RefSeq and is a predicted model, not a curated record. Gene Ontology annotation, cellular component: nucleus. The transcript has 12 exons.